This is a messenger RNA of Penicillium maclennaniae, 1293 nucleotides long. It is a transcript of the gene pfa4, whose product is annotated as putative palmitoyltransferase with autoacylation activity Pfa4. The record is from RefSeq and is a predicted model, not a curated record. Gene Ontology annotation, biological process: protein targeting to membrane; peptidyl-L-cysteine S-palmitoylation. NCBI's taxonomy places the organism in Eukaryota, Fungi, Ascomycota, Eurotiomycetes, Eurotiales, Aspergillaceae. Bases 1 to 1293 code for a protein of 430 amino acids. Gene Ontology annotation, cellular component: endoplasmic reticulum; endoplasmic reticulum membrane; Golgi apparatus. Gene Ontology annotation, molecular function: protein-cysteine S-palmitoyltransferase activity. The transcript is spliced from 5 exons.
AUGUUCGGCGAUGACUUUCAAAUAUCGCGACUGGCGGUUCCAGCCGUAAGCAUUUUGAUCAGCUUUCUAGCGUACACUUCACAGUAUUUCUUUCUUCAUUUCGAAGCCGUGCCUCUCCGGAAAGAUGAAGUCUGGAAGAUCAACAUCUUUGCCCUGUGCAUCUGGGUCUGUUAUCUCAGAUCGUGUUAUGUAGACCCUGGCCGGCUCCCCGAAAGCCAGAAGCUCGUCAAUACCAGCCCAGAGGAAAAAGCCAAGGCUACUCGGCGUCAGCGAUGGUGCCGUAGAUGUGAGGCAUACAAGCCACCACGGGCGCAUCAUUGCAAGACCUGCCAAAGAUGCAUUCCCAAGAUGGACCACCACUGCCCAUGGACAUCAAACUGUGUAUCACAUUUUACCUUCCCGCACUUUUUCCGCUUCUUGUUUUUUGCCGUUGUCGGCAUGGGCUACCUUGAAACCUUACUCUGGGAACGGGGAUCUGUUGUCUGGGGAAGUCGAAACAUGCCUAGUUAUCUUGGUCCCAGUCUCAGGCAACUUUGUCACCUGUUCCUGCUGUUCGUUGUCAACAGUCUCACAGUAGUGGCUCUGUUCAUUCUUCUUGUGCGAACCAUGUAUUCGGUCUUGUUCAAUGUCACAACGAUCGAAUCAUGGGAAAUUGAGAGACACGAGACCCUUGUACGGCGAGCCCGCGUUAUGGGUGGGUAUCUUGACGCCCCGGGAGGCCAGAAGAUCAGAAUCAAGAAACAGGAAUUCCCAUAUGAUAUUGGGAUUUUCUCAAACAUGAGCCAGGCAAUGGGAACUAUCAAUAUUUUUAGCUGGUUCUGGCCUUUUGCGGCAACCCCGGACCGCAAAUCUGGAUGGGAGUUCCCCAUCAAUGAUUUUGAAGCCCGGGGAGUUUCUUGGCCACCGCCCGAUCCCGAUCGGAUUCCACUCCCAGCGCCGGCACCUUCUACAUCCACCUCGCCGGGACUCCAAACCUACGCAUCCGCUCGUGAGGAGAUUGAAGCAUUCAACCGUCGCCAGUCGGAUGAUAUGAACCGUCGUCGCCUGUUUUCAAAUGUUCAACGGCGUAGACGUUUCCACGAACGAAUACAAAAGGUCGACCAAGAUGGUAGUGACGAGGAGGGCCAACCUGGACCUAUCUAUGGUGAUGACUCUGAUGAUGGCGAAGAGUCAUGGCGUAAUGCUGAUGGGGAACGCCUUCGUGAUUUUGGUGUGGAUGAAGAUGUGGAAUUUUACGAUGAGGAUGAUACCCCCUUGGCUGUUCUCAUGGAACAGCGAAGAAAGGCUCAGUGA